UGUGAGGCCUGCCACCUAGUGGACACGGGGAGGAUGGUCAAGACAGGCUGCAUAGCGGCAGGGGGUGGGGCCCAGAGCUGGAUCCCAACCCCAGGCUGGUGGGGGGUAGAAACCCCCCUACCCCACUUCAGGCUGAGAGGUAGAACUCAGACCAGAGGCUAGAGGAGAACAGAUGAGGCCUGGGACCUCAGGAAGGUACCAUGUGGCAAGUGUGAGAAAAGUUGGCGCCAGACAGGCAGGACAGAGACCAGCCCACCCAGAGAUGCCCUCACCCCAUGCUGCCAAUUGGGGAGCAUCUGGGAGGCAGUCUUAGCCCUGUGGCCUGGGAGGCUCUUAGGCCCUGGCUCUCCUCCCCUCCCCUGCCUUUCCCUGGGCUUUGACCCUUCCCAGCCCCUCCCCUCCCCUCCCCUCCUGGACACCUUUGCCCGGGGCGGUGACUGUGACGGUGCAGACCUGGCCAGGGGCUGGGGCUGGAUCCCGGUGGCCGCCAUGUUCUCCCUGCUCUCCCUCCCCUCCUGGCUCCCCAGUCUCCCCUCCCUCGAGUGGGUCUCUGGCCUCCCCGAUGUCCUCCUGCAAGGCCUCGUCGGGGCCUGCGGAGUCUCGGUCCUGAACAACCUCCUGAAGGUCUACUUCUUCGUGGUCUGUGCCAACAACCCGGAGCGGCAGCUCGAAAAGGAGCGACUGCGGGCCAGGUGGGCCUCGCUGGAGACCGUGCACCUGGCAGGGCUGGCUCUGAUCCUGACCGUCGUGGGGGUCCGGGUGGCUGCUCUUGUGGUGCUCGAGUUCUCCCUCCGGGCUGUCUCCAUACUGCUUUCCCUGGACAAGGGCUCCCGGGGCUCUGAGAAGCUGCAGCUGUACCUCGUGUGCCAGUACUCACUGGGCUGUGGACUGACCUGCGGCCUGAGCUUCCUGCAGGAGGGCGCCCCUCACCGCACGCUGAACCUGCUGCUGGGCGUCGGGCUGGCCGCGCUGCUCAGCACGGGCGCCCGGCGCCUCCGCCAGCACCACGUGUGCCAGCUCUACGAGCUGCACAGCGGCCAGCGGUACUGCGGGGUCUGCCUGGGCCUGCUGGCCAGCGCUCACGGCCUCCCCCGGCUGCUGGGCCGCGCCCUGGCCAUGACCUUUGCCGUGGGCAACCUGGCGGCCGUGGCCCUCAUCAACCGGGACUUCCUGACCACCUCAGAGGCCGUGCGCUUCUGGACGCCGCUCACCAUCUGCUACACACUGCUGGUCAUCUACAUGCAGGAGGAGCAGCGGCAGCACCCCGGCCUGCAGAGCCAGGUCCAUACGGUGCUGGUGCGCAUGGGCGGCCUCUUCGUGCUGCUGCUGACGGUGGGCCGCUGGCUGGACCUCCUGGGCAUCCUUGUCUCCCUGCUGGGCGAGCUCUGGUGCCUGGUGGGCAUCCGCACCCUGCUAGAUCUCUGCCAGAUGCAGGAUUUUCCACCCCAGAGGCCUUUGGUUUCAGCUCCAAGCCCACCCCGGCCCUCUGCACCUGCCCAGCCCCCAGGGAUGACCUCCUCCUGACUGGCCUCAGCAAAGACUUGGAGUUUCUCAGGCCCAAUGACCUGGAGACCUUGACCCCAGGAUGCUGCCUGCAGGCAGAAUGGCAGGGCUGGCCCCCACCUGGAGCACUGGGGGCCCCCAGGAGGGGAGGAUGUGGGGCUGGGACCCUCAGAGGGUGGGGGCACCUGAAGGCCACUGGGUUAACUCUCCUUUUCUCAGGGCAGGCGAUGGAUACAGCGCCCUCAGACCUGCCUUCCCAGAGGACUUGGGGGACAGAGGAAAACUGUAUCCUCAGAAGUUUUCCCCUUUACCGGCCUCCCUUGCCCUCUGCACAAACAAUAAAAAUGGUUUUCUCAGAUUUCUUUUAGAAUCAUGAA
Vicugna pacos (alpaca) is the source of this 1880-nucleotide messenger RNA. NCBI's taxonomy places the organism in Eukaryota, Metazoa, Chordata, Mammalia, Artiodactyla, Camelidae. The record is from RefSeq and is a predicted model, not a curated record.